AUGGAUAUUUCAAAAAAUACUGCUCUAAUUGAAGCCCUGUUAUUAGAAGAGAUUCCGGACUGUGACGAAGAGUCUGAAGCAGGUGUGUCCGAUGAUGAAGUGGAAAAUUUUCAACAACCUUCACCAAGAGGCUUCGAUGAGGUUUUUGGAAAGGCUCUAGAAAAUAUUUUAGCAGAAGAUCCGCCAUCGUCGCCUUCAAAAGAAGAUGAAUUUGAGUGCCCUAUAAAUCAAGUACCAACAUCUCCAAUACCUGGAUCUAGUGUUCAGAUUGAUCUACCGUCUGCAAAUACGUCUUCACACAAAAGUAAUCUGCGAUUACCCGAACCAAACCGAAAAGACGAAGAACUGAACUCAAAAUUUACCGGCUAUGGCUUAGGAGAAAAAGUUGUUUUGGAGUUGACGGAACAAGAUUGGGGUACAGGAAAGAUAGUUUACUUUGAUAAUUUUUUCUCGUCUGUUGCUUUGCUUCAGAAACUGAAAACUGAAAACACCUACGCAUGUGGAACUAUCCGAAGUAAUAGAAAAGGACUGCCCGGAAAUAUGCUCGCUGAUUCUCAAAUGAAAAGGGGCGACAGUGAUCAUCGAUUUUCAAAUUUAGACAUUGGAUGUUGGAAAUGGAAGGAUAACAAAGUGGUUCAUUUAGUAUCUAAUUUUCAUGGGAAUGAAACGGCUACUGUGUCACGUAAAGAAAAAAAUGGGUCCAAGUCUACCAUUACAUACCCUGUAGCUGUCAAAGGUUACAAUAGCUAUAUGGGCGGCGUAGAUACAGCUGAUCGUUUGAGAACCCUUUACUGUAUAGAUCGCAAAUCUCCGAAAUGGUGGCACAGGUUGUUUUGGGGUCUUCUGGACAUCGCAUUUGUCAAUUCAUAUGACAUUCAAGGACUUAUAAUGGAACAGACUACCGUAAAAGAUUUUCGACGCUCUGUUACUCAAGGCUUGAUGACAAUGAAAGAUGUUAGUCAGAAAAGAAAGACUUCUACAACUAAUACUUCGGAAGGUGGCCCUUCCAAAAGACGCAAAUCUGACUACUCCACUAUAAAAGACGUUCGCUUGGGUAAUAGAGGCAUCCAUUGGCCUUCGUUUGUAGAAAAUAGGGGAAGCUACUUGUGUGUAAGCGGCUGUAUCGCUCGCGCGGAAAAAGCUGGAGAGGCUCGCGAGAGUGUGCAGACCUUGCUCACCGUGUGCGCAGACCUGUGCCAUCCCUGUGAAGCUGACGUGGGUUCAGAGCGCUCAUCAGCGAAACAGUCGCUCCGCUGUGCACUUGGAACCAGCAUAUGUGGCUCACGUGCGGAGUUUUGCAUGCUGUUCGCCAAAGGGGCGGACCUUGGCCACUGCGGCAGCUUCGUGAGGGCCGCUCGCACUGCUCAUUUGUUGCGUGCGUUGGCUGAGAUGGACCAUCUGAUUGUGCAGGAGGCGUUCGGCGAGGGUGGUUGGCCGUUGGAGUUCCGAGCGGCUGUAGCCAGAUUACUCUCACAGCAUGCACCCAACGAUAAGGAAGCGCCCCGGACUACACCGCUGCGCCUAAGCAACCAACGUCUGGAUCAGACGCUAUCGGAGACCAUGGUGCUGGACCUGAUUGUCCUCGUCGGUUUUGUCGUGGUCAACAACCCACAGCUACAGGAGACAAUUAGCGAGGGUUGGAGCGUGAUCAGGACGCUGUGCACGCUGCCGGCCAACUGGCUGGUGUCGCGGUCGCACUGCCACGCGCUGCUGCCCACGCUGGCGGCGCUGGCACAGCACCCCGCCACCGCCGCCGCCAUCGCGGCCGAGGUCAGCGUCGAGAUGCUUUCCGAAUACAUGGAAAGUCCCGAAGCACAGAAGGUGAAAUUGGUUCAGGUGAUCAAACAGGGACGUAACAAGAAACACGCUGGGAAGAAAUAA
This is a messenger RNA of Parnassius apollo (apollo), 1881 nucleotides long. NCBI's taxonomy places the organism in Eukaryota, Metazoa, Arthropoda, Insecta, Lepidoptera, Papilionidae. The record is from the annotation of a GenBank genome assembly.